AUGUUCGAUCCGUUGGAUUUUAUCUCUGGAGUAUCCAAUGAUUCUAUUAGUGUACCGCAGCCUCCGCAAUCGGUGCAGAGCGGAUCAUUGAACAUGGAUACCGUAACCUGCAAAGAUGCAGCUAAAAUAUUGACUUUUACAGACGAAAGUAAUGUUGAUAAUGAACCCAUUUCGACAAUGGACCUUCCAUGUGUUCAAUAUGCCGAUCCAAAUGUUAUAAUUUCUGUUCUACUGCUCUUGCAGCCGGAUAUUCAAGUAAACUUCAGCAGAUUACAGGGAUGUAAUAAUAGACCAUGGCAGUUAAUUGCUAGUGAAAAGUCCAUCACCGCAGAACAGCUGGAUGCAGUUGUAGAGUAUUAUAAAAAAUGGAACAAUGCAUUACUUUGUACAAAACAACAUUUGUGCACUAAAAUACCCGAGUUGCUUACUACUGAGUCCCCAGAUAUUUUGCAAUACUAUACAAAUAUCUUAUCCUAUUAUGAGUCAUCGAGUCAUCCUCUAAGCAAUGAUAUUCUUAAACAUGCUAGCCUGAGAGUUUCAGAGAGGUGUGGUAGGACUGCUCAACCUGCUAUGACACGCAGGUUUUGCAUAAAAGGUCUUCCGAAGGACAUAGAGUUGCAUGAACCUGCAUUGACAAAUGAUAAUCUGGGAUUGAAGACUUGGGGCGGCUCACUGGUAUUGUCCCACCGAGUUCAUCGUAUUCCAGCUUGUGAAAAGGUCUUGGAGCUGGGAGCUGGCACAGGUUUGGUUGGAAUAUCUUAUGCGAUCGCACAUCAAGCUUCAACACCUCAAAUAAUUCUGACAGAUUUGCCCGAUAUUGUCCCUAACCUUCGAAGUAAUAUUAAAUUAAAUAACCUAAAAAACGUGCAUGCAGCGGAACUGGAUUGGACUGAUCACAGCACGUUCAUUGCACAACAUGGUGGCGAUAAAUUUGAUAUGAUCUUAGUCUCUGACCCCAUAUACUCUCCACAACAUCCAAUAUGGUUAACUAAUACAAUAGCCAGGUUCUUGUCACCUCAGGGUAGAGUCUAUAUUGAACUUCCAAUAAGAACUCGCUAUGCAAAUGAAAGACAACAUUUAUGGGAUUUAUUGGCAUCUAAAGAAUUGCAGAUACUAAAACGUGAAAACGAUGAAGGUACUGAUGAAUGGGGUAACGUAAAUUACAUAUACAUAGAGAUAGCUUGGAAAUAG
Molecule: messenger RNA, 1191 nt
Organism: Eremothecium cymbalariae DBVPG#7215
Lineage: Eukaryota; Fungi; Ascomycota; Saccharomycetes; Saccharomycetales; Saccharomycetaceae
Gene: EFM2
Product: S-adenosylmethionine-dependent methyltransferase
Exons: 1
Coding region: 1-1191 (396 amino acids)
Source: RefSeq, a predicted model, not a curated record